GGAGAGCGAGGGCGACGGGAGGAAGGAAUUCCCUCGCACAAACAAAAUAAGCCGUCGAGGCGUGUGUGUGUGUGUGUGUGUGUGUGUGAGUGCGCUGCUCUGUGACUUUACACUCGGAUAUCUGAAAAGGGGAGUUCCAGUUGAUCGACUCGUGUUUUCCGUGAUCGUAAACAGUUUCAAAUGUGAAGUCUAGAGAAAACAUCGCGCUGUCCAAGAGACGCUUGCCUUUUUUUCUAAUGUCUAUCCUAUAUUUUGAGACAACAAGGGGAGCGGUCUUCUUCGAUGUCGAUUAGGCAGCAAAGGAAAGGACAGAGGAUAGUCUUCUCGGGCAAAACUUGGUCACAAGUUUCUAACACUAAAUAACCUUGAGAAUGCCAACAGGUUCAAUGUCACGCCGCGUGUUUUCGUGGAGAAACGGUGUACUUGGCGCCCAGUAAAACAUGACUCUGGGUCAGGGCGUCGGGGGGCUUGGCGCCGGGGCCUACAUCCAGGAGGACGCCGCCAUACGCAUCAACGUGGGCGGCUUCAAGAAGAAGCUGUGGUCCAACACGCUGUCCCGCUUCCCCGAGACCCGGCUGGCGCGCCUGCUCACCUGCCAGUCCAAGGAGUCCAUCCUGGAGCUGUGCGACGACUACGACGACGCCGAGAAGGAGUUCUACUUCGACCGCAACCCGGCGCUCUUCCCCUACGUGCUCAACUUCUACAACACGGGCCGGCUGCACGUCAUGGCCGAGCUGUGCAUCUUCUCCUUCAGCCAGGAGAUCGAGUACUGGGGCAUCAACGAGUUCUUCAUCGACUCGUGCUGCAGCAACGCCUACCACUGCCGCAAGAUGGACCCGGAGCGGCGGGAGGACUGGGAGGACCGCUCCGAGGAGGGCAGCACCACCUCCUCCUUCGACGAGCUGCUGGAGUUCUACAACGACGCGUCCAAGUUCGACAAGCAGCCGCUGGGCAGCGCCCGCCGCCACGUCUGGCUGAUGCUGGACAACCCGGGCUACUCGGUGGCGAGCCGCGUCAUCAGCAUCCUGUCCAUCCUGGUGGUGCUGGGCUCCAUCGCCACCAUGUGCAUGAACAGCAUGAGCGAGUACAGCCUGGUGGACGCCGAGGGUCAGCUGGUGGAGGACCCCCGCUUCGAGACGGUGGAGCACGUGGGCAUCGGCUGGUUCACCUUCGAGCUGGCGGCGCGCUUCGUGGUGGCGCCGGACCUCCUGCGCUUCUUCGAGCACCCGCUGAACAUCAUCGACCUGGUGUCCAUCCUGCCCUUCUACCUCACGCUGGUCAUCAACCUGGUGGCGGAGAGCAGCCCGGCGCUGGCCAACCUGGGCCGGGUGGCGCAGGUGCUGCGGCUGAUGAGGAUAUUCCGCAUCCUGAAGCUGGCGCGCCACUCCACGGGGCUGCGCUCGCUGGGCGCCACGCUGAAGAACAGUUACAAGGAGGUGGGCCUGCUGCUGCUCUACCUGGCCGUGGGGGUGUCCUUCUUCUCCGUGAUGGCGUACACCGUGGAGAAGGAGGACAGCGAGGACCUGUCCACCAUCCCGGCGUGCUGGUGGUGGGCCACGGUGAGCAUGACCACGGUUGGCUACGGGGACGUGGUGCCCACGUCGAUCGCGGGGAAGCUGACGGCGUCGGCGUGCAUCUUGGCCGGCAUCCUGGUGGUGGUCCUCCCGAUCACGCUGAUCUUCAACAAGUUCUCCUUGUUUUACAAGAGGCAGAAGCAGUUGGAGAUCGCGAUGAGGAGCUGCGAUUUCGACGAGGGUAUCAAAGAGGUGCCGUCGGUCAACCUGAGAAACUAUUACGCACACAAGGUGAAGUCUCUGAUGGUGAGCUUGUCCAACAUGAGCCGGAGUUCCCCGAGCGAACACAGUCUGAACGAGUCAAUAAACUAGAGGCGUGUCACGAUACAGAGGGCAGUUCUGAGGUGCUUCAGAACCGGUGUGUGUUGGCAUGUAGCUGCAUGAAGAGCUGUCCAGGGUGCUGAAAUGUUUGAAUGUAAAGGCGCGGUUGUGCCUAUUCUGUAAUGAUGUCUAAAUCUACGUAGCUCAGUGCAAUAAUGUGUAGACAAACGUGUCACCCGCAGCCCAAAAAACAAGAUCAGUGUAUUCGAGGACCCUAUAAAGAAUGUCCGGUGCCGUAUAGGCAUAGAGGUUUCAGUGGUCGUGUAAAAUCGUUGGAGGUCACAAGUCAUUAUAUUAAAAGUGUGGUCUACUCUUCACUUAUACUUGUUGUGAUGAAAAUGUCUGAAGUAACUCCAGCAGUAUCUCUAAUGUAAGGGUCUCAAUGUGUAAGUGUAGUGAUGCAACACGUUGACUUCAGAUAUGUUGAUGAAGCAAACUAUUAAAAGAGAA
Molecule: messenger RNA, 2345 nt
Organism: Gadus chalcogrammus (walleye pollock)
Lineage: Eukaryota; Metazoa; Chordata; Actinopteri; Gadiformes; Gadidae
Product: potassium voltage-gated channel subfamily S member 2-like
Exons: 2
Coding region: 441-1886 (481 amino acids)
Biological process (GO): regulation of delayed rectifier potassium channel activity; potassium ion transmembrane transport; protein homooligomerization
Cellular component (GO): voltage-gated potassium channel complex; membrane
Molecular function (GO): protein binding; voltage-gated potassium channel activity
Source: RefSeq, a predicted model, not a curated record